Polistes dominula (European paper wasp) is the source of this 1874-nucleotide messenger RNA. RefSeq lists its product as uncharacterized. Gene Ontology annotation, cellular component: nucleus. Gene Ontology annotation, biological process: regulation of transcription by RNA polymerase II. Gene Ontology annotation, molecular function: DNA-binding transcription factor activity, RNA polymerase II-specific. The record is from RefSeq and is a predicted model, not a curated record. NCBI's taxonomy places the organism in Eukaryota, Metazoa, Arthropoda, Insecta, Hymenoptera, Vespidae.
GAGAAAUAGAGUGAGAGAGAGAGAGAGAGAGAGAGAGAUAGAAAGGGAUGGAGAGUAACACCUGUCCUGACCUGGUCAAUCAGACUUUUUCGUUCUUUAUCGUGGUAACGAACGUUGACGAAAUAUUACGAUUUAAUCAACAUUAUUUCAUUUCACAAUUAUAAUCUUAAAUUAUAAUGAUAAAAAUUAAGUGUUAUUAAAAUAAGUGCCUAUUAAGUGUUACUCUCGUCCAUUCACUUUCUUCUGUCAAUUGAAUUCUUGUUAAAUGAAGUUUUAUUCAAUGAUAUAUCACAGAAGACAAUUAUUAUACAAGUGGAAGGGUCACUCUCGUCUCUCUCUCUUGCAAAACAAUAUUAACUUACAUUAAGUGAUGUCCUCCUCCUCCUCCUUCUCCUCCUUCUCCUCUUGUGUGUCAGGAUGAAAUGAUUUGUGUUCCAUGCUUUUUUUCUAUAAACUCUCCCUCCUUCUCUCUCUUUCUCUCUCUCUCUCUCUCUCUCUGUAGGCAUUUACAGUUUUCAUGAAUUGAACGUGAUAUGAUAAUAAUGAUCAAGUUUAAUACAAAGAAAUAACAAUUCAUAAUGUGCCGGUGUUGUAAAAAGCACUGUUAGAAGGCACAAAUGCUAACAGACAGUUUACAAUUAAUACGAAUAUGGCUUAUAAUCCACAUAAUGUGAAAUAUCCAUCCGAAAUACAUGACCAUCCACAAGGAAACAUGACCGGAUACGCAUAUCCAACUCAUCCACCGCAACACGUACAACAAACAACCGACGAAAAUAGAAAUGAAAAUAAUAAUUGUGGUAAUAAGGAGACAUGUCCACAAAUAUCUCAUCAAUCAUCCAGCACGCAGACCAUUCAAAAAGUAGACGCUGCUACUAUGACCGAUCCCUUGCAAAUAGAUUUCAGACUUACUUCGGAAUAUUUGGCACGUUGUUCUAGUACUUUAGGUUUACCAUAUGUAACUAAAUAUGAGGAUAAUAGUAAUAAUUCUUCGUCACACAAUUGUCAAGAAGUUAGACCCAAGCUUGAAUAUGAAGUAGAACCACAACACAUUAAUGGUAUGUUGAUAUACCAUUGUCCAGAAUGUGCAUACAGAUUUGAAGAUCGUGAAGCAUUGCACGAACAUCUUGAGGAUCAUCGACAACGGCCUCAUAUUUGUGAUAUCUGUGGUGCUAGCUUGAAACGUAAAGAACAUCUUGAUCGACAUAAACAAGGUCAUAACAAAGAUAGACCUUAUCAAUGCAACAUGUGCUGUAAAGCAUUCAAACGUAAUGAACAUCUUGCACGACACAUGAUCAUUCAUUCAGGCAGUAAAAAUCAAAUAUGUACCGAAUGUGGUAAAGCAUUUUACAGGAAGGAUCAUUUGAAAAAGCAUUUACAGAGUCACAAUAGUAGUAGAAAUAAAAUAUUAAAUGGCACGCAAAAUAACCAAAAUGGUCAAAGUACUAAUGAAGAAGGACUUAGUAGUUUUGCUAUGAUGAUGAGACAAGCUGGACCGCCGCCAUUUUCAAUUUUGCGUACUUAGCUUUAAAACAACAAAUCUUGUUGCAUUUUGUGGGUUGUUUUGUUUGUUUUUUUUUUCUUAAUUCAAUCAUGAGCAAAGAAAUCCUUUUUAUAUAUAUAUAUAUAUAUCUUAGGGGAAAAAAAACAAACGAAUUUUUCAAAAGGGGUUGGAAACUUGAUUAGAAUUUUGAAUAUUGAAAGAUAACAAAAUAAUAAUAUUUGCUAAAUGACAAUUUAUCGAGCAAGUUCAAUGUUUUAUUGCGCUUCUUAAAAUGUUUGUAUCGAUAUGAGCAGAAACAGUAGCAGCAGAUGAUGAUGAUGAUGAUGAUGAUGAUGAUGAUGAUGAUGAAAUAUUAUUAAUAAGCUUUCAUUAU